CCGAACCGAAAGGAAACGGAUAAAAUAGAUAUGCCCCAGUUUUGAGCUGGAAUUGGAGUCUAUCGCCCUUCACCUAGAUUCUGUCCUCUGCAAUCAUCCCUCGAUAACUUGAUUUUGUCCUCUGCAAUCAUCCCUCUAUCUUCAAGCUAGAUUCGUCGAUAUCAUGUUACGUAUCCGCUUCUCUUUUGAGUUCUGACUCAUCAGCCCGCCGGUUUCCCGCUCCGGUCACGCAUACGUAAAGUUCGGUGGUUCAUUGUGAUGUUGAAACUUGAUAGCAUUCAUUGAUCUUUGUUGUGUACAAAUUAAGAUGAACCGCAGCUACAAUUCCUGAUACUAUUUUAAAUGAACACUGAGAUUUAUCUGGUGAUUGCAAGUAUUAGCUGAUAAAACAGACCGGAGCGCAUAAUGGGAAGCAUGAGAGUGAACCGUAACGUUCCUUCACUUGUGGAUUUGUGCGUUCAGUUUGCUAUAUGUCAUGUUAGGCACCUUCAUGAUGUUGGUGAAACAGACUAUCAUCUACUCGAUCGCAUUUUACCUCACUGUACUAUUGAUGAGUUGGCAUGCAUUGAGAGGUCAACAGAAGGGAGAGAUCUUAGUCCUGUGACAAAUAAACUUUGGAAGAAGUUUUAUGAGCGAGAAUUUGGUGAAAAGAGCACCAACCAGGUUGUGGAGAAAAUGAAGCAGAAAAGAUGCACUUUUAAGUGGAGACAGUUGUAUGAGGCAAAGUUGAAGGUCGAGGAGGAAGUUACACAGCAAUCCUUUGAAAGAAUCAAGGAUCUUUACAAAAAACAAGAAACUGAAAAACAAAACCGGCAAAUUAAGAUCUGUACAAAGAUUCCACCUUCUAGCUGUAAAAGAAACUUUUAUGGAGGCGGGAGUGGGGUUUACAACACAAAGAGUACAGUAAUGAAGAAGGCAAAGAUGGAUUACAUGAGGAGUCCGGAGUAUAAGAACUUAGCAGCUAUAAAGAGUAAGGCUGUGCAAAGAACUAAUAGUGUUUUCUCGCCAAAGAAACUGGGCGGACCUUCUGUGAUGAUGGCUGCUCCUUCACCACCCAAACUGAUGAGACCAGCAGAGAAAGUAGCGAUGAAACCAAUGAAGAAUCCAGCAGGGAAAGAAGCAAUUACACCAAUGAGGAGACCAGCUGACAGAGAAGCAUGGAGACCGAUGAUGAAACCAGCAGAGAGAGAAGCACCAAAACUAAUGAAGAAACCAGCAGAGAAGAGAUUCUAGAGCCUCUCGAGUGCUCGCAGCUGUGAAUCAACAAUGCAGCUUUUCUCUAUCAUUAAAAGAAAACAAAUAUUUAUUAUGUCAUUAAUGAUAAUUUCUUAGCUGCUUUAUUCUAUUAAAGUUGUGUUGUAUCAUUUUUUAGGUGCUUUAUUCUAUUAAAGUUGUGUUGUAUCAUUUUUUCUCAGUAUGCAAUGUAUAAACAUUUCAAGAAAGAAAAAUAACAACUAUGUCAAAUUUAUUGGGGAAACCUUCAGAUUUGAGAUGUUUCUCAAAAUGAGCCUCUC
Messenger RNA from Cuscuta epithymum, 1514 nucleotides. The record is from the annotation of a GenBank genome assembly. NCBI's taxonomy places the organism in Eukaryota, Viridiplantae, Streptophyta, Magnoliopsida, Solanales, Convolvulaceae.